CUGCCAGCAAAUAUCAUCGAGCAGUGGGAAAAAUGGUUGAACCUACUCGGAUCGUUGAAAGACGUUAAAAUACCCAGAUGUUACUUCCCCGGCUACAGUCCUAACGCAUACGAUUCUUUAGAACUACACGUGUUCGUCGAUGCCAGUGCUGCUGCUUACGCAGCCGUUGGCUAUUUUCGUAUAGAGGACCGUGGACUGAUUCGCUGUAGUUUAGUUUCCGCCAAAACUAAAGUGGCACCGAUAAAGCUACUUUCUGUACCACGACUUGAACUCCAGGCAGCUGUAAUUGGUACACGACUUCGAAAAACCAUAACGGCGGACCAUACGCUUCCGAUCAGACGUACUAUCAUGUGGAGUGAUUCGUCCACGGUGCUGCAUUGGAUUAGAUCAGAUGCCAGAAAGUAUCGCCAAUAUGUAGCCUUCAGGGUCACGGAGAUAUUGGAUGAUUCCGAUAUCAGCGAUUGGAGAAAGGUUCCAACGGAUAUGAACGUCGCAGAUGAAGCCACUAAAUGGGGUCGAGGCCCUAGUUUCGACGAAAACAGUAGGUGGUUCAAGGCUCCAGAGUUCCUCUAUCGGCCAGAACGAGAAUGGCCGAAAGAAGCAAUUGAAGCUGACACAGUAGAAGAGCUGAAGGCUGUCCACGUGCAUCAACAACAAAUAGAUGAACAAGUAAUUGAUUUUAAACGCUUUUCUACAUGGGAACGGUUGAUUGGUGUGGUAACGUUCGUUCGUCGUUUCGGAGACAUCAAUUUGAGGAAGCAGACAUCCAGCGGAGUCGGAGCAGUGCCGAGCAGCGAAGAGCGGAGACAGGCAGAAACGUUGGUAUUCAAGCUGAUUCAAAUGGAGGUAUACAAGCAAGAGUAUGCAGUUCUACAAGCUAACGAAGACGCCACCGGCGUCAUACGAAUGGGCAGUAGACUAAGAACUGCGGAGUGCGUUUCUCAGGAAGUCAAGUGUCCCGUUAUUCUCCCGAAGGAGCACUACGUCACACAACUACUAAUUGGCUGGUACCACAGAAGAUACAAACACGGCAACAACGAGACGGUAGUGAACGAGCUACGACAACGAGUACAUAUUUCCGAGAUACGAGUUGCCGUCAGAAAAAUCGCGGACAGAUGUGUCUGGUGCAAAAUCAAGAAAUGCUCACCGCAAGUUCCACCGAUGGCACCACUUCCAGUCUCCCGCCUAACACCGUACGUCCGAGCUUUUACGUUCACAGGUCUCGACUACUUUGGACCGAUCAACGUUCGUUUCGGCCGUGGUUGCGUCAAGCGAUGGGUGGCUCUGUUCACAUGUUUCGGGACACGUGCGGUUCAUCUAGAGAUUGCCUAUUCCUUGUCCGCUGAGUCAUGCAAAACUGCAAUUCGACGGUUUAUAGCUCGUCGUGGAGCCCCCAAGGAGAUCUACUCCGAUAGAGGAACUAACUUCCAAGGUGCUUGUGCAGAAUUACGGCAGCAGAUUAAGGCGAUCAACGAGAAGUUAGCGGAAGUGUACACAAAUGCUGAUACCCAGUGGAAAUUCAAUCCUCCUUAUGCUCCACAUAUGGGAGGCGUAUGGGAGAGAUUAGUACGCUCUGUUAAGCAAGGACUACAGCAGAUGCAGCUACCCAAGAACCCGGAUGAAGAGACACUCGUUACAGCUCUAGCAGAAGUUGAAUCGAUGGUUAACUCGCGCCCCCUUACAUAUCUACCAGUCGACAGCGAAGAGAGUGAGGCCUUGAUACCUAACCACUUCCUGCUGCUCAGUUCGAGUGGAGCGGUUCAACCAGCAGUGCAGCCUACAGAUGAACACUCGGCUGUACGGUCGAACUGGCAUCAUAUCAAAGCCAUGCUAGACCGGUUUUGGAAACGUUGGAUACGCGAGUAUCUGCCGGUUAUUGCUCGGCAACCGAAAUGGUUCGGAGAAGUUGUUCCUGUAAAGAUCGACGACCUGGUAAUCGUUGUAGAUGAAGGAGUGAGAAAUAGUUGGACCAGAGGCAGAGUGGUCCGAGUAUACACAGGAAACGAUGGACGAGUACGCAGUGCGGAUGUGCAGACUUCGAUGGGUAUCGUCAGGCGUCCAGUGACGAAGCUCGCGGUGCUAAAUAUUGCCAAGGAAGAAGGUACCGCUUAAGGACUCUUGAAGCAAUACGGGCGGGGGCGUGUUGGCAACACGGACCGACUCGUUCUGUAUCACCCGUAUCAGGAGAAUGACAGGGACUGCUAGGUAGCUAAACAUGUAAAGAGCGAUAGCGAACGAGCUGACCGAUAGGGCAUGUUUUGAAUCGCAGGCAAAAGGAGAAAGAAAAAGUUAUUGAAAGCUACAAGUCACGUUUACAUUUUUUCCUAAAAUAUUAUAUAAAUUUGUUUUGCCUAAUUGAAUUUGUUUCUAUAUUUGAAAUUUGUAAGUACCUACCUAAAAUAAGUAAUAAAUGAACUUACGAACUAAACAUAUUAUCAUGCAGGGGCAGAAAACAAACAAAAAUUCUAGUAUCGAUGUACCUAACAGAUCGGCGGGUGCAUAUACGUAGGACUGAUAAUGUGAGUAAACCUAACCUAAACUUAGUGAAAUAGUAAUAAAAUAACAUUUACUUUUAGCUAAAAGCUAACUCAACAGCUAAAUCACGAGUUUGCUCGUAGAGGUCCGAAAACCAUCCGCCCGGUGACAACACUUUACAAUAUGUCAUUUUGUAUGUUGUUACAGUGAAUUAAAAUGAGAAACACUGCUUUUUUACGCUCUACUCCACACACAAACAACACCUCGAUAUGUAUAAGGUGUAACCCCAAACACCUGCGUUUAAUCGCUUCAUCGUACAAAAACUGAUUAUAUGCGUUUGGUUUUCCCUUUUCUCCCUUAAUUUUC
Aedes albopictus (Asian tiger mosquito) is the source of this 2841-nucleotide messenger RNA. RefSeq lists its product as uncharacterized. Gene Ontology annotation, molecular function: nucleic acid binding. Gene Ontology annotation, biological process: DNA integration. The coding region runs from base 349 to 2112 and encodes 587 amino acids. The transcript is spliced from 2 exons. The record is from RefSeq and is a predicted model, not a curated record. NCBI's taxonomy places the organism in Eukaryota, Metazoa, Arthropoda, Insecta, Diptera, Culicidae.